Hibiscus syriacus is the source of this 2018-nucleotide messenger RNA. RefSeq names its product fatty acid amide hydrolase-like. Lineage: Eukaryota; Viridiplantae; Streptophyta; Magnoliopsida; Malvales; Malvaceae. The coding region runs from base 20 to 1855 and encodes 611 amino acids. The transcript has 21 exons. The record is from RefSeq and is a predicted model, not a curated record. Gene Ontology annotation, molecular function: catalytic activity.
UUCUUCUUCUUCCUCGAAAAUGGGAUUGUUGAGAGCUGCUGGCUCCGUUUACAAGCCAGUCGAGGAACUGGAUCUCGGUCCCGAUAGCAAAGAAUUAUACGUCGAAGCCAAUAUCAAAGCUCCUAUCAUGGGUGGGUUUCUGGCAAAAAUCUUCGCCUGGACUCUGGAGGCAGGGAUCUUUGGAACUCUGGUGUUGUACAUAAUGAAAAGGAUAAAUCGAGUACACGAGUUUAUCUCUCAUGCAAAGCUGGAGGAGCCACCCAUGUUUGUUCCAUUGCAUCCUUUUGUUGAGCUCCAUGAGCAAGAAGUUAUAGAGAUUCACCCUGAUGCAUCUCCAGCAGAAAAAGUUCAACGGGCUACGGUUUGCCUUCCUUCAACCUUAGAGAACUCGCUAGAAUCUUUAAAGCCGGGCUACUUCCGGCGUUGGACAGUAAUGGAUUAUUCGAGAGCCUACAGAAGUGGAGAAAUAACUCCGCUGAAGGUUGCAGAGCGGUUCAUAGAUGCUGUUCGUGAAUCGUCUCGUCGUCCUUUGCCGGUGUCCUUCUUCAUUAACUAUGAUGCUGAAGAUAUCCUAAGGCAAGCUACAGAAUCAACUCUUCGGUAUGAAAGAGGGGCUCCAAUAUCAGUUCUAGAUGGAGUUCCAAUGGCUGUCAAGGAUGAAAUAGAUUGUUCUCCAUAUCCUACAGCAGGAGGUACAAAGUGGCUACACAGGGUUAGACCUUGCACAGGUGAUGCAUGCUGCUUUGCGCGACUCAGAUCCUGUGGUGCUAUACUUGUUGGAAAGAGCAAUAUGCAUGAGCUUGGAGUUACACCAAGUGGGACUAAUCCUCACUACGGGGCUCCAAGAAAUCCCUAUGAUCCCAAUAAAAUCUCUGGUGGUUCUUCUAGUGGAUCUGCGGCAGUAGUAUCAGCAGGAUUAUGCCCUGCUGCCCUCGGUGUGGAUGGAGGAGGAUCUGUGAGAAUGCCUGCAUCCCUUUCUGGCGUUGUCGGGUUCAAACCGACUUUUGGACGCAUACCACAGUCAGGUGUUCUUCCUCUUAACUGGACAGUAGGAAUGGUUGGAAUACUAGCAGGUACCAUAGAGGAUGCAUUUAUUGUUUAUGCUGCUGUUAGUGGCCAACUUCCAUCAGAUGAGACAACCACUUUGCCUCCAAAAGUGUAUUUUCCGCUACUGAACUCGACAAAUCAAAUAUCGAACAUCAAGCUUGCAAGAUAUGGAGCGUGGUUCAAUGAUUGUGACGAAGAAGUCAGAUUAUGCUGCUCUAACGCUCUGCAUUUCCUCUGUGAGCGUUACAAUUGGAAGACUGUAGAGGUUACCAUACUGGAGAUAGAAGUAAUGCGUCAGGCACAUUAUGUGACGAUUGGUUCCGAGUGCAGCACUUCACUCAGUUCUUAUCUGGAAAAUUUGGACCGUUCAGAAAUGGGAUGGGAUGCAAGAAUAGUAGUUGAUAUAUAUGGUGCUUUUGACAGCAAUGAGUAUAUAAAGGCCCAGAAACUGAGGUACCGCCAUAUGCAGAUUCAUAACAAAAUAUUCACCAAGGCAGAAGUCGUAGUCACUCCAACAACAGGUAUGACAGCAUACCCCAUAUCCAAAGCUGCUCUAAAGACUGGUGAACUUGACUACAUAAACGGAGCUAACAUUAUUCGAUAUCAGAUCGCCGGAAACUUUCUGGGACUACCUGCGAUCACCGUUCCCGUUGGCUAUGACAAAGCUGGUUUGCCAAUUGGCCUUCAAUUCAUAGGGAAACCAUGGUCAGAACCCACUUUAAUGCACAUAGCUCUUGCAAUGCAGGCAUUGUGCAUCACAGAUUACAGAAAACCAAAGGUUUUCUAUGAUAUUCUUGACAAGAAGUGAGACAGCAGAAUUCAUGAACACACCAAGGCUCUUGCCUUCAAUAUGGCUCAUCUUUCUCUUGAUAUGGAAUGACAUUGUACAAUUAACUUACCAUGGGUUGUAGCAAUACAUAGUGUUGCUUGAUUAUUUGUAAGUUGCCAUUGUUGACAAGGAUCAUAUCAUA